Molecule: messenger RNA, 873 nt
Organism: Chionomys nivalis (European snow vole)
Lineage: Eukaryota; Metazoa; Chordata; Mammalia; Rodentia; Cricetidae
Gene: Rumy1
Product: family with sequence similarity 72 member A
Exons: 4
Coding region: 424-873 (149 amino acids)
Cellular component (GO): cytosol
Source: RefSeq, a predicted model, not a curated record
GCGGGCGGGACUCGCGCUGGGAGUGGUCCGCGAGGCGAGGCUUUAAAGAGAAGCGCCCCCCCCCCUCCGGGAACCGGGAAUCGCUGGAUUCGGGGGCGGGAGCCGAAGAGCAGAGGACCUUUGGAGACCACAGAAAGUGAAAGCCGGUUUAAAGUUUCCCUUCCCCCUACUUGUCUCUCCCCACCUCCAAUUCCAUUCCCUUCUUCCCUCCCCGCCAAGUCAAAAGGAACUAAAGUUUGCUCUUCCCACCCAAUAAAUACUAAUUUUACUUUUCCAUCAGGAAAACAGAACUGUCUUCCUGAUUUUAGAGCUUUAGAGAACUCAAAGACCCCCCCCACACACUUGGUUUUUAGCCGCGGGGAAUCAAAGCUCGAACGGUUUUGCCCUUUUCCAAAUUCUGUACCUCGUUCUACGUGGGACGCUAUGUCUACCAACAGCUGCACUUUCAAGGACCGUUGCGUGUCCAUCCUGUGUUGCAAGUUCUGUAAACAGGUGCUCAGCUCUAGGGGGAUGAAGGCUGUGUUGCUGGCCAACACUGACAUAGACCUUUACUCUACAGACAUCCCUCCUACCGACACCGUGGAUUUCAUUGGAAGAUGCUAUUUCACUGGAAUCUGCAGCUGCAAACUGAAGGACAUCGCGUGUUUAAAAUGUGGGAACAUUGUAGGCUAUCAUGUGAUUGUUCCAUGUAGUUCCUGCCUUCUUUCCUGCAACAAUGGACACUUCUGGAUGUUUCACAGCCAGGCGGUUUAUGGUGUUAACAGACUAGAUUCCACUGGUGUAAACUUCCUACUCUGGGGCAACUUGCCAGAGACAGAAGAAUGUACAGAUGAAGAUGUGUUAGAAAUUUCAGCAGAAGAGUGUAUCCGAUGA